This is a messenger RNA of Spodoptera exigua (beet armyworm), 817 nucleotides long. NCBI's taxonomy places the organism in Eukaryota, Metazoa, Arthropoda, Insecta, Lepidoptera, Noctuidae. The record is from the annotation of a GenBank genome assembly.
GUUGUAAAUUUAAUUAAAGUCGUUCAUGAUUAAAUAUAAAACAUUGAACUUUAUACAGUACCGACAACUUAAUAUAAAUUCUUUGAAAAUUACAAAAGAUUUGAAUUUACAGAAUAAACAUAACCUCAAAAUUGUAUCAUGUCUUCAGAAAAGUUAAAAGAAACGGGAAAACUUUGUAUACCAGGCAUGCGCCUUAGUUUAUCCAACAAAGAGUUCGUCUCUGGACCAGGAACAUAUGAACUUAGGGGCUAUAUUUACGCUACUUUGUGUGGAACUCUUAAAAUGGAACUGGAUGAAAAUGAGGUAACAGUAGUUUCAGUGGAAAGCCCUAGAACACCAAGUAUUCUGCCUAGGACCGGAGAUAUAGUAACAGCUAAGGUGACAGUUGUGAACCCACGGAUGGUCCAAUGUGUAAUACUAUGUGUUGGCUCGUCAGUUCUAGUGAGGCCUUAUAGAGGAAUACUAAAAAAAGAAGAUAUUAAAGCUACAGAAAAGGAUAGAGUUGACCCUUAUAAGUGUUACAGACCUGGAGAUGUGAUCUUGGCAAGAGUUCUACCUAUGACGGAAAUUCACUGGUACCAUCUGUCUACAGCUGAGAAUGAACUCGGAGUGGUUAUAGCGACUGCGGAAGGUUCUCCCCAGGGUAUCAGUAUGCUACCUAUAAGCUGGUCAGAAAUGCAGUGUCCUAAAACAUUAGUAAAAGAGUCCAGGAAAGUUGCUAGAGUCAUCCCAGAAAACAUUAACGAGGCAUUGUUUCCAGUUAAAGAUAAUUCAACAACAGAAUUGGAAAUAAAACAAGAUAAGUGAAUACAAACAC